AUGGCACAAGAAGGUGAGAGCGCAGUGAUGGAAACUAAUGAUCCUAGUACCGAUAAACAGGCGGUCGGAUUUUCAACAUUCAAAAAAUCCAAUGCUUCCAGCCAAGAAGUACAAUCAACAAAGGACUUGAGCCCGAAAUCUAAAGUGAGAAGGACUUCGCUCAGCUUAUCGUCCGGCAGUGCCAUUCUUGCGUCAUUGAGCAGGAAAGGGAGGCACGCAGAACCAUUGAUGCACACAGAACUCAAUUCCGAACGAGCAAGUAUUUCCAUGCCACCACCUCCUACAAGAACACUAUCAAAGUCUAGAACAUCUUCUACGUACAGCCAAAGAUCGCCGGCUGCAUUGGCAGUUUUGCAAGAAAGCUUAAAUUUAGAAGGGGCAGGAACUAGUUAUCAAGAUUUUGCUGUUGAGGAAUCUGAACCCCUAAAGACGAAGCAUCUACCAAUGCCAGAGGACAAAAACCUCAAAACAAAUUCAACAAUGGCAGACGAUAACAAGAGUGUGCCUGCACCACUUCCCGAGCCUACUCUUCGACCCCGAGCAUCGGUUACGGAGAUGGAUGGAAAACGAAUGUCAGUAUCCUCAAUGUACUCUUUAGCAUCAGCCAGAGCAGGUGGUGUAAUAAGUUCUGCAGCAUCUGCAACUGGUUCUGAGAAUGGAGGAAGUACAAGAAUAACUACAGCACCAGUCUCAGCAUCGGUCUCGUCAGUGAAGGGGCUUGGUGUAUCUCCGCCAGAGACUUCGAAUAUAUCUGUUACAACUACUUCUGGUGGACCAAACGCACCAAAUGGGCAUCAACUUACAGCGAGAGAACCACCAGCUCAAGCUGCAGAGAUAGCAAAACGAAAUUCUGUUGCCAGAGGCGAGGCUCAACCACGGCCUCAGCCCCCACAAAGAUCCAGGAGUCGAGCCAAGAGACGUUUCAGUGGUAGCACCGGCGCCAGCAGCCACAGCCCCAGCAGUGAGAGAGGCCUACAUCUGAAAAAAGAAGAUGAGAAUAGACCAGCACCUUGGGGCGUUAUAGGAGUAUGUGCCCUUGACAUAAAAGCAAGAAGCAAACCUAGUCGAAACAUCCUCAAUCGCUUGAUUUCAAAAGGCGAAUUUGAGGUUGUCAUCUUUGGGGAUAAAGUUAUUUUGGAUGAGGAGGUCGAGAAUUGGCCAAUCUGUGAUUUCCUGAUUUCCUUUUACUCAGAUGGGUUUCCACUCGACAAAGCCAUUGCAUAUGUGCAGGCACGAAAACCAUUCUGUGUCAAUGAUGUUCCUAUGCAGAAAAUCUUAUGGGAUCGCAGGAUCUGUUUACGAAUUCUCGACAAAAUAAAUGUGCCCACGCCCAAGCGUAUAGAAGUGAAUCGUGAUGGAGGUCCAGCUGUCUUCACACCGGAGAUGGCAAAACAUCUGAAGGACACCACUGGUCUUGUCCUAGAAGGGCCCGAAGAUGGAACUGGUGGCCAGAUGGUGGCUCCCAAGACGGUUGAACUUAUCGACAACGGAGACACUUUAAGUGUUGAUGGUGUACUAUUGUCCAAGCCAUUUGUGGAAAAACCAGUCAGUGGUGAAGAUCACAAUGUCUGCAUAUACUAUCCCCAAAGUCAAGGCGGAGGAGGUCGAAAGCUCUUCCGGAAGAUUGGCAACAAGAGUUCUGAACAUGUAGAAGAUCUUACAAUCCCUCGAGCCAUAUCCGAACCAGGAAGCAGUUAUCUAUAUGAAAAGUUUAUGCGUGUCGAUAACGCUGAAGAUGUGAAAGCAUACACUGUUGGACCAACCUUUUGCCACGCCGAAACUCGCAAAUCCCCUGUUGUUGAUGGCUUGGUCAGACGUAAUACUCAUGGCAAGGAAAUUCGCUACAUCACAGCUCUGACAAAAGAAGAAUCUGCUAUGGCCACUCGAAUUGCUAACAGUUUCGGCCAGAGAGUAUGCGGUUUCGACCUUUUGCGUGCGCAAGGGAAAAGCUAUGUCAUUGAUGUCAAUGGAUGGAGUUUUGUAAAAGACAAUGAGGAGUAUUAUGAGCAAUGUGCACGUAUACUUAAAGAUAUGUUCGUUCGCGAAAAGCAAAAGUAUACUGGACAAUCACAACCCGUUAGUGGUGUAACAUCCCCUACCGACGGAACAAUGAGCCCUACUACUAUAAGAAAAGAGCCAGUACUCAAAGACAAUCAUCGGUCAGCCUUACAAAACAUUCUUUCCAAAUCUCCUAGCAUGUCAAACAUGCUUCACGGACAUCUGCCUAAUCAUGGAUCACAUAGACUUUCCACUUCAGGUUCUCCUCAGCCUGGUAGCUCAGCUGCCCCAACUCCGAAGACCUCACCUCCACUAGUUGCGGAACAGGACACCUCCGCCAUACCUUCUGCAGAAUUGUUGCCACCACCUGCAGUGUCCGGUCCCAGCGAAGUCCCAUCUGUUACGUCUGCAGUCCCACCUACACCCAUGCCUACUCCUGGACAAGAUCAACAGACACUACCACCGCCGGCACCCAAACAUACGUGGAAGCUGAAAGGUAUGGUAUCUGUAAUUCGACAUGCUGAUCGCACACCCAAGCAGAAAUACAAAUAUACGUUUCACACCAAACCUUUUAUCGAUCUUCUUAAAGGUCACCAAGAAGAAGUCCUCUUAAUAGGCGAAGCUGCGUUGGAUAGCGUUAUGCUUGCUGUUGAUGCUGCAGCGUAUGAGGGCAUCGAGGAUAAAGAAAAGCUGAAAUCACUAAGGAAUGUUCUAGCAAAGAAAGGUGGAUGGACAGGUACAAAAGUACAAAUCAAGCCCAUGUUUCGAAAAAGAAAGCCGGAAGAAUCCCCAAAUUCUGAGAUACCACCUCCUGCACCAGAAGACCUUGCUGCAAUUGAUCCUAGUCUUGAACACUCUGACAAAGCAAAGACUGCUGCGAAACUUGAGAGAAGAUCGCCCAGUCGAAAUGACUCGUUAUCUGGCGUUACUUUAUCUCGCAUAACCGCAGCGGAGGAGAGCCUUGUAUUGGACAAGCUCCAACUCAUUGUCAAAUGGGGUGGUGAGCCAACUCACUCUGCUAGAUAUCAAGCACAAGAGCUUGGCGAAACAAUGCGAAACGACCUUCAAUUGAUGAACAAGGACAUUCUUGAUGAAGUUCAUGUAUUCAGCAGCUCCGAGAGACGUGUAACGGCCAGUGCUCAAAUAUGGGCAUCUGCUUUCACAAACCAAAAGGAUUUGGCAUCUGAUUUCAUUACUGUUCGCAAAGAUUUACUUGAUGACUCCAACGCAGCUAAAGACGAGAUGGAUAAAGUCAAGAAGAAGCUCAAGACUCUGUUGAGACAAGGAAUGGAAGCACCUCCCGAGUUUGCCUGGCCAGCGGAUAUGCCAGAACCAUCGAUCGUGCAGAAAUACGUUGUUCACUUGAUGAAAUUUCAUAGGAGAGUUAUGCGUAACAAUUUCAGCAAACUUUAUGGAGGCGCCACUACAUCACUCAAUGCAAUUGUAAAUCCUGGAGAUAAGGAGAGCAAAGGAGCAGGUUCGGCUUUGUCACAAGCAAACGCUACGAGCAGUAUUCAAGCUCGUUGGUGCUGUGGUGAGGAUGCCGAGCUAUUCAAGGAACGAUGGGAGAAGCUUUUCAAUGAAUUUUCCGACCCCGAGAAAGUAGAUCCAAGCAAAAUCUCUGAGCUAUACGAUACCAUGAAGUUUGAUGCCCUUCACAAUCGUCAAUUCCUUGAAUGGGUCUUCACUCCGAGCAAGAGCAUUCUCGAGGAAGAAGAAAUAGAGCUUGCUUGGGAAAAGGACCGAUCCAAAAACUCGGAAAAUGCUAAGGAUGAGACUGUACCAGCGGAGAAGGCUGAAAGCAGUAGAACACUUCACCGACGCAUGUUCAGAAGAAAGUCGGUAUUGAAUGGAAAAAAUAGUGAAGAAGAAUCGUAUUUCCGACUUUUCACUGGCAGUAGCCAAACGAAAGCUAAGACCGAUGUUCGCCUGGAGAAACUGCGAGAAUUGUAUAAACUAUCUAAAAUCUUGUUCGAUUUCAUCUGUCCGCAAGAAUAUGGUAUCGCGGAUAGCGAGAAACUUGAGAUUGGUCUUUUGACAUCGCUUCCCUUGCUGAAGGAAAUCGUCCAGGAUCUCGAAGAAAUGCAAGCCUCGGAUGACGCCAAAGCAUUCGUAUAUUUCACCAAAGAGUCUCACAUUUAUACACUUCUUAACUGUAUUCUUGAAGGAGGUAUUGAAACAAAGAUCAAACGAAGUGCCAUCCCCGAGCUCGACUACCUCUCACAGAUAUGCUUUGAGCUUUACGAAUCUGAGAACAAGACUCCUGUCGAUGCACAAGAUGUAGCCAAAUAUGCGUAUAGCAUACGUAUCACAAUCAGUCCAGGUGCUCACACGUUUGAUCCGUUGGAUGUACAGCUUGACAGCAAACAUAGUAUUAGUUGUGCUCCGAGAAGAAGUUUAACAGCUCACGCCGAUUGGAAAUAUGUCAUUGAUACAUUGAGGGCAAAGUUUCAUCAAGUCAAACUUCCCAAGAGUUUUCUCGCGGUCAAUCUUGCGGAAUCACAUACUUUCCACAAGAAAGAACUAGAAAAUGCGGAGGGCGAUUCUACUAUUGCAGAAGCAUUAAGUAGUGAAACUCAAGCCGGUGAUGGGAAUGGAGAAAAAAACGAUUUGAAAGAACAAGUCGCAGAAUCAACCAAUGAAGCAACUGCCGGUUCGGCUUUAGUUGCAGCGCCAUCUGGAGAUAAUUCAGAUGUGAAAAGCCACAGCGAACCCGUCUGA
Messenger RNA from Botrytis fragariae, 4719 nucleotides. RefSeq names its product putative cortical actin cytoskeleton protein asp1 protein. Bases 1 to 4719 code for a protein of 1572 amino acids. Lineage: Eukaryota; Fungi; Ascomycota; Leotiomycetes; Helotiales; Sclerotiniaceae. The transcript has 4 exons. Gene Ontology annotation, biological process: inositol phosphate biosynthetic process; inositol metabolic process. The record is from RefSeq and is a predicted model, not a curated record. Gene Ontology annotation, molecular function: 5-diphosphoinositol pentakisphosphate 1-kinase activity; diphosphoinositol pentakisphosphate kinase activity; inositol hexakisphosphate kinase activity. Gene Ontology annotation, cellular component: cytosol.